Molecule: messenger RNA, 1280 nt
Organism: Xiphophorus hellerii (green swordtail)
Lineage: Eukaryota; Metazoa; Chordata; Actinopteri; Cyprinodontiformes; Poeciliidae
Gene: pdzd11
Product: PDZ domain containing 11
Exons: 6
Coding region: 136-564 (142 amino acids)
Molecular function (GO): protein binding
Source: RefSeq, a predicted model, not a curated record
AAGACAUUCCCCAGUUCAAGUCUCAUUAGCAGACAGUACAGCUGAGUUACAGCAGGUGGCGACAACGAGCUGGAUUCCUCUAGUGGCGCAGGAGAAGAAGUGCAAACUGUUAGCUACCAGGAGUUCAAAUGAACGAUGGAUCAGAAGAUUCCUUAUGAUGACUACCAGCUGCCAGUGGUUUUCCUGCCUUCAUAUGAAAAUCCACCGGCUUGGAUUCCUCCUCAGGAGAGGGUUCAUCACCCAGACUACAACAACGAGCUCACCCAGUUCCUCCCUCGCACCGUCGUGUUGAAGAAACCUCCAGGAGCCCAGCUGGGUUUUAACAUCCGAGGAGGCAAGGCAUCGCAACUAGGAAUCUUUAUAUCCAAGGUAGUCCCAGAUUCAGACGCCCACAGAGCAGGACUGCAGGAAGGAGAUCAAGUUCUCUCUGUGAAUGAUGUGGAUUUCCAAGACAUAGAGCACUCGAGAGCGGUAGAGAUUCUGAAGACCGCUCGGGAAAUUGUGAUGAAGGUUCGCUUCUUUCCUUACAACUACCAGAGGCAAAAGGAGAGAACUGUCCACUAGGUGGCAGCAGCGUUCCUAAAACACUUCAUUCGACGUCAUUUUCCUGCUCCUACAGGCUCCUAAGCACUCUACCGCAGCUUCAAGAUGACAGAUUGUUGGUCUCAUUCAAACUCCUCCAUGUUGGGAAAAUCCGUUCUCUGGUGUAGUGGUUAAAGAUGGUGAAAUAUUGUCAGAUCUACUGCAAUAUUUGAUAGUUUCUGCCACAUUAUGGUCCAAUCAUAUAGUGUUAUGCUUUGCAUUUGAAAAUGUAUCAUUUUAAUCUCAAUUAUUGAUUUUUAAAAAAAGGUUUUUAAUGUAAUUUAGUAUUGAUAAUGUCUCAUCUAUGUUUAAUAGCAUUUUGAAGUCUGAAAUGGUACAGAUUAGAGCACUAAUCUUGACAUUAGACACUUAAACAAAACAUUAAAACACUGACGGAUGUAAUUGCUGGGGACAUUGACUGUAAGAGCAAAUUGUGCAAGACUUCUGAUACAUUUUAAAUAUUUCUCUGUCUGUGUCACUUUACAAGUUUUUGAGUAUUUAUCAAAUAUUGUAAUUGUGUAUGAAAUUAUAAAAACUGUAAAUAUGAAUACUAAUUUUAACAUUAUGCCAUUUUUGUACAGUUUUUCCAUUCAAGAUACAUGAACAAAUUCAGGGGCCAAAAGGUUAACAUCGCUUCAUAAGACAUUGUUAUCCUUUUAUUAUGAAAUGUCCUUAAUAAAAAAACCAUUGUUUGAGAA